Messenger RNA from Olea europaea var. sylvestris, 1380 nucleotides. RefSeq names its product isoleucine N-monooxygenase 2-like. The record is from RefSeq and is a predicted model, not a curated record. Lineage: Eukaryota; Viridiplantae; Streptophyta; Magnoliopsida; Lamiales; Oleaceae. Bases 1 to 1380 code for a protein of 459 amino acids. Gene Ontology annotation, molecular function: monooxygenase activity; heme binding; iron ion binding. The transcript is spliced from 3 exons.
AUGCUUUAUAGCAGUUUCUUCAUGCCUUCUUCCCUCCUUUCUUGCGUUCUCAUCUUUGUCACCAUCAAAGGUAAAGUCCUGAACCAAAGCAAAAAACCAGCACUCCCACCAAGUCCAUUUUCCUGGCCUAUAGUCGGAAACCUCCCUGAAGUCUACACAAACAAGCCUGCGUUCAAAUGGAUAAAUGGAGCAGUAAAAAAACUAAAAACAGAUAUAGCCUGCUUCCGUCUAGGCAGAGUUCAUGUAAUGGUAGUAGUUUCCCCAAAUGUCGCCCGAGAAUUUCUGCAGAAACAUGAUUCCCUUUUUGUAUCAAGGCCUAUAACCAUGGCUACUGAAUAUUCAAGCCAGGGAUUCUUGACCAUGGGAGUUUCCCCAUGGGGAGAAAAGUGGAAGAAAAUGAGAAGGAUUGUUACCCAUGAGUUGCUUAGUCCCACCAGACUUCGAUGGCUACUAUACAAGAGGAAUGAAGAAACUGAUAAUCUUCUUUACUAUGUUUACAGACAGUGCAACAAUCAAGAUGGAUCAGUGAUUAAUCUGAAAGUACCGCUUCAACAUUAUUGCGUAAACGUAAUUAGAAAGAUGACUUUUAGCAGAAGAUUCUUUGGGGAAGGUGCAGAAAACGGUGGUCCAGGUUUUGAAGAAAAGGAGCACGUUGAUGCUCUUCAUUCAGUGCUCCACCACAUGUAUGCAUUUUGGAUUUCAGAUUAUGUGCCCUGGUUGAGAAGUCUAGAUAUUGAUGGCCAUGAAAAGAUCAUAAAAAACUCCAUGAGUGUUUUCGAAAAAUACCAUGAUCCAAUCAUACAUGAAAGAGUUAAAAAAUGGAGAGAUGGUGAGAAAGAGGAGGCAAAGGACCUUCUUGACAUUAUGAUAUCCCUUAAGGAUGAAAGCGGGGCGCCACUUCUGUCUAUAGAUGAGAUGAAAGCUCAAUGCUAUGAGUUCUUAUUUGGAGUAGAUGGUCCUCCGGCAGGAGCAGAAUGGGCACUUGCAGAAAUGAUUAAUCAACCUGAUAUUCUUCAAAAGGCCAUCGACGGAAUAGAAAACGUUGUAGGGAAACACAGACUUGUUCAAGAAUCAGAUGUUCCCCAAUUAAAUUACUUGAAGGCAUGUGCAAGAGAAGCUUUCCGGCUGCAUCCUCAUGCACCGUACAAUUUGCCGCAUGUCUCAUUAACAGACACCGAACAAAAUCGAGUUAUCGGGUCUGCUCUUGGAACACUUCUGACUGUAAUGGCAUUGGCAAGGCUUAUUCAAGGUUUUAUAUGGAGCGUACCACCCAAUGAGGAGAGGAUUGAUCUCUCUACAUCGGAUGAACUCCUUCUGACUAAACCUUUGCUUGUACAUGGAAGGCCUCGCUUGCAUGAGGCAAUGUACCCUACCCUGUAG